Indicator indicator is the source of this 414-nucleotide messenger RNA. It is a transcript of the gene RPL37A, whose product is annotated as ribosomal protein L37a. Gene Ontology annotation, cellular component: ribosome. Gene Ontology annotation, molecular function: structural constituent of ribosome. The record is from RefSeq and is a predicted model, not a curated record. The transcript has 4 exons. Lineage: Eukaryota; Metazoa; Chordata; Aves; Piciformes; Indicatoridae. Gene Ontology annotation, biological process: translation. Bases 55 to 333 code for a protein of 92 amino acids.
CUUGCGCCUGCGCAGGAAGGGUUUCCUUUCUCAGCGGCGGCGCCGGGCAGGGAGAUGGCUAAGCGCACCAAGAAGGUUGGGAUUGUGGGUAAAUACGGUACCCGUUAUGGUGCAUCCCUUAGGAAAAUGGUGAAGAAGAUCGAAAUUAGCCAGCAUGCCAAGUAUACCUGCUCCUUCUGUGGCAAGACCAAAAUGAAGAGGAAGGCUGUGGGUAUCUGGCACUGUGGAUCCUGCAUGAAGACAGUUGCUGGUGGUGCCUGGACUUACAACACCACCUCUGCAGUGACAGUCAAAUCUGCCAUCAGAAGACUGAAGGAAUUGAAAGACCAGUAGAAGCCACAUUGUUGUAAAACAUCCUUUUUUUUUUUUUUUUCCUCCACUGUUGAGAUCUGUCCUUUUAAAAAUAAAAAGGUG